Poeciliopsis prolifica (blackstripe livebearer) is the source of this 1903-nucleotide messenger RNA. RefSeq names its product lin-28 homolog B (C. elegans) (gene lin28b). NCBI's taxonomy places the organism in Eukaryota, Metazoa, Chordata, Actinopteri, Cyprinodontiformes, Poeciliidae. The transcript has 4 exons. Gene Ontology annotation, molecular function: zinc ion binding; nucleic acid binding. The record is from RefSeq and is a predicted model, not a curated record. Bases 175 to 888 code for a protein of 237 amino acids.
GAAGAGAGAAAGACAUGACAAAAAUCUCAAAAGGCAGAAAGCACGCCGUACCAUGCGAGCCAAACUGGCGACCGACGGGAUCGAGGAUGUCGGAUUAAUGGUGACGACCGCAGCCCGUUUUCGCAGAGGAAGCUUCUCUAUCGCAACUUGGGCGCAGAGGGUCCGCGGGGAAACAUGGCCGAAGGAGGGCCGGGUAAAGGUGGCGGUGGCGCCGGCGGAGAAGACCCCGCCGAGUCCACCGAGCAGGAGGAGAGGACUCGAGCCCAGGUCCUGUCCGGAUCGGGCUUCUGCAAGUGGUUCAACGUCCGGAUGGGCUUCGGAUUUAUAUCAAUGACACACAGCGCGGGGAGCCCCGUCGACCCGCCUCUGGAUGUUUUCGUCCACCAAAGCAAACUGGUGAUGGAGGGUUUCCGCAGCUUAAAGGAGGGUGAGCAGGUGGAAUUCAUCUAUAAGAAGUCCUCUAAGGGCCUGGAGUCCCUGCGGGUGACCGGACCUGGAGGAGGACCCUGUGCAGGCAGUGAGAGGAGACCUAAAGGGAAGGUUCCACUCGUGAAACGUAAACCAAAGGGAGAUCGCUGUUAUAACUGUGGAGGUCUGGAUCACCAUGCCAAGGAGUGUGGCCUGCCCCCCCAGCCAAAGAAAUGCCACUACUGCCAGAGCAUCACUCACAUGGUAGCCCAGUGUCCCCACAAGGCGCUGGCACCCGGCGCAGGCUCUCAGGACCAACAAGCGUCUACCUCGGCCUCCGCUCCAGGCACGGGGCCUCACCUCCGCCUCCCCGAGGAGGAAGAGCGCUCCGGCUCGUCUCCCCUGGAGGGGUCCUCCUCGUCACCCGAGGAGCCACACACACACCGCAGCUCACGGACCCAAAGGUGGAGGAAAUCCUGAAAAUGUUCCGUCGAGGUGAACUUUUUUUUCCAACACACAGCCUCUGACCUUUGUGUCUACCCUCAAUCAAGGUUACCCCAAGCCCCCCUUCCUCCUCGUCUACCUCACACUUGUGAAAAAAGAAGAAAAAAUUGGGAGUUUUUUUUAUUAUUAUUAUUUCUUUUAUUUUUCAUUGUGUUAUUUUUCUAACCAGCACAGCUGUGGCAGCGAUCAGCGGGGUACAUGCGUGCAUGAAUGUGUGCGACUGACUUGCAGUCAUCUGGUGCAGCUAUGGAAACGACUGCUAGAAAGGUGACUGCAGGGAAUAAUUCUUUAUGUUUCAAUCUGUGCAGCUCAAUGGUGAAAUGUCAUUUGUGUGUAGGUUUUGAUGACUGUGCUGUUUCUGCUGCCCCUUGGACCUGCAGGGUGGCUAUUUUAAAAGCCCCCUUCCUGCUUAUUUUGGAGACCUAAAGCCACAACUUUAUACUGUAAACUUAAUCAUUCAGAGAGAGAGAGAGAGAAAAAUCCCGAUUGCAUCUUCACAGCACACAUGGUAGCUCAUUUUAAAAUGGAUUAGGGGACAACUCUUAAGAGCUUGAGUCCCACUAAGUAAUAAUCCAGACCCACAGGACUUUUAGCCUGGCUUCUAGAGAUCUUUUGGGGAAACUUAAUGCAUUCCUGAGGGGUCGUUUUAAAAAGCUGCUGAGCUGCUAGAGUACGUUUUCUCUCGUUUCAAAACCCUCGAUACAUAUCGCUUUCGUGACACGGACUGGACCAACUGAUUGUUGAAGUGUGAGCAAGUGCAAGACUGAGAACAAAGAAGAGGGAGAGUGUGUGCAUUUCAUGGAUACUCCGUAAGAAAUCAGAAUAGUCAAACUGGAGAAUUGUCUUCUUCAUGGGCGAAUCAUGGCUGUUAAAACUCCACCGUUUUCCUAUUAUCACAGAUAGAUGCAUAUUAUAUAAGGCAAAUAUAUAAUUAGUCAAGAUAAUAGCUUAGGUUUUAAGGAAAUGCCUUAUCAUUAGACUUCCAUUUUGA